GGCAGACGGUGUGAGCUCUUAGUUGUGGCAAGGAAACGCGGGCCGAAUCUAACCUUAUCAUUGAUACAACUCGAAGGAAAGACGGUUAGAUCAGUGCGAGUGUCUGACGAACCCUAAGGAACGCCAUACAGAGGAAAGAGUGGGAUAUACGGAUAUUACUUAGCUAACAGUAAGACGCAGGGAGUGUCCCUCCUGCUGAUGUGGGGUGCGGCGACGGCGGUGUGGGUGGUGGUUGUGGUAGGUCUGUGGGGCAGCGAGGCUGCUGCUCAUGGGCGCUACACUUUGGGUGACGCCCUUAUAGACCCCACAACACCAGGGCCUGAUGGGAAGCCGUAUCCGAGCGCGCUAAUCAAUCGCCUGUUUUCUGAAGGAGAGUUCCAGCCUUCCAGAAAAAUGCGGACGGGCAGAACUCUUCAUCGAAUCCUGGACCCAGAGACUACAAGGGCGCAGCUCCUCUCCACGUACCAGGGUACCAACCAGCCGAAGAUGCUGACGCCUGAGGGGCGCAGCAUGGACACCGGGUCGCCCACCAAGAAUCUGGUAAGCAUGGCGGACGCUGUGAAGCUCGCCACGACCACCGCUGCAAAGACGCCGCGCAUACAUCCUCGUCGGGGGAGGGAGGAGCGCAAUGUCCUCAAGGCCCGCCCGCUCGCCUAUGCCGCACCAGUUACAAUACCACGGCGCCCAUGUACGGCAUCAGCCUCACCUCAGGCCAGCCCGUCACCAUCGUGCAGAAGUUCCCUGAUCUCUUGCAGCAAGUGAUUUUCGAGAUAUGCGAGACGGACACAUGCGACUUGCUGCAGGGCCAGUGUGUGCAGACUUAUGUGCCCUACCUGUUCCUGGUUAUCCCGCUGGGCCCUGUCACCCUCACUGGGCAGGAUUACGUGCUGGUGGAGUCUGGGUGCACGUGUCAACCCAAAUACAGCCAAGGCCCCAUACCAUCACCAGUAGACGCUAUACCGGGACUUUAAACUUUAUCGUGUCUUAAUUCUUGGCUCGUAUUCUUAAUCGUUUCGUUUUACCUCGAUAAUUGUUUAGCUACAAUGGAAGUUAUUGUGGUUUUUAUAGAAUGUUUUCAUGGUUCUUGUGAUUCCUGUGAUAGUUUAAUAGGUUCUACAUCAUUAUUGAAGGGAAAAUCGUCACUGGAACGUGACUUAUCUUCUCUGUGAUCUGUGAAAGUAAAUCUUGUGAGAGUACAAAACGUUUAAGAAUACAAGCCUCGGUCUUCGUCUCCUCUCUCACCAGACACACUGUACAAGUUUAUGGAGUGCUUCGUGUUACCUGAAUGAAGGCGAAAAUUGAGAUAUAGAUUCAUGAAGAAGUGGAAAGUAUGACUGUGAGUUGAACUAGUUUCUUUUUCUCUUUUUCUGGUUUGAUUUAUUCACCUUCCUAUUUAUUUAUGCAUUUAUUUAUUCACUUAUUUAUUUAUUUAUUUGUGUGUAUUUGUUUAUUUAUCAUGUUUUGUUUUACUUGUUUGUUUGUCUGAGUGUUUCUUUUUGUCACUGUUUUUGUUUUUGUCUUUUGUGUUUUUUUUUUUUUUUCUUGUCACUGUUCAAGUUUGAUUUAUUUUUACUUUUCUUGCUCUCUUUUGUUCCUUCCUUCGUUCUCUCCACCACAAGUAUAUUCAGCAUCAUGCUUUUGUAAAUAUCACAGUGCAGUUUUUUUCACAAAUAUUAAAGAAAGAAAGCAAUAUCUUUAAGUAUAUUGAAAGCGACACUUUUUAAAAACAACAAAUUGUUAUCUGUUA
Molecule: messenger RNA, 1747 nt
Organism: Scylla paramamosain (green mud crab)
Lineage: Eukaryota; Metazoa; Arthropoda; Malacostraca; Decapoda; Portunidae
Exons: 5
Coding region: 199-762 (187 amino acids)
Source: RefSeq, a predicted model, not a curated record